AUGAAUAACUUUCAGCCUUGGAUCAGGCUAAAUCUAACAACUAUUGGGUAUUCCUGUACUUGCCCAUCUGGUUACACUGGAACCCGAUGUGAGACUAGUGUCUGUUCCUUACCUUUAGCUUCUGGGACGGCUACGACAUGCCCAGGGGCACAAGCAGUUUUGCGUUAUUACUAUGCUGGCAGUACAAGUGGUUGUACCCCAUUUGCUUAUUAUUGUGGUGCAAAUGCCAACAACUUUGAAAGCAGUACAUUGUGUGAAGCAGCAUGUGGAGUGGUUACAACAGCCUGUGCAUCUGCACCCUGUCUAAAUGGUGGAACUUGCUCUCAAACAACUAUUGGGUAUUCCUGUACUUGCCCAUCUGGUUACACUGGAACCCGAUGUGAGACUAGUGUCUGUUCCUUACCUUUAGCUGCUGGGACAGCUGCGACGUGCCCGGGGUCACAAGGCGUUUUGCGUUAUUACUAUGCUGGCAGUACAAGUGGUUGUACUCCAUUUGCUUAUUAUUGUGGUGCAAAUGCCAACAACUUUGAAAGCAAUACAUUGUGUGAAGCAGCAUGUGGAGUAACAGUAACUCCAUGUUCAACAAAUCCUUGUCAGAAUGGAGGUGCAUGCACUGUUGUAGGUUCAAAUUACACGUGUACAUGUUCAGGGUGUUUUACUGGAACCAACUGUCAAACAGGUGUGUACAAGUUGUUUUCAUUGCUAAUAAGUGAUUGCCUAAUAUCUUAAAAUAUAUUUAUUUAAAUUUAAAUAAAUAUUCAAUUACAAAGGAGUUAAAUUCAGAUACAGUAUAAAUACUGCUCUUAGUUUUACGUUUGGAAUAUUAAGUUGCUUUUUUUUAAACUUAUAAUUCUGCUCGUAAAGUUGUUUUUGUUUUUAAUGUCCAACAUGCUGUCAAACAGGUAAAUGCUCUCAAUUUAAAUGAUUUAUAGUUAAUUGUCCUAGAGUCGUGAGUACCAGGUCUGC
Molecule: messenger RNA, 966 nt
Organism: Anneissia japonica
Lineage: Eukaryota; Metazoa; Echinodermata; Crinoidea; Comatulida; Comatulidae
Product: fibropellin-3-like
Exons: 6
Coding region: 1-729 (242 amino acids)
Biological process (GO): heterophilic cell-cell adhesion; establishment or maintenance of epithelial cell apical/basal polarity
Cellular component (GO): protein-containing complex; plasma membrane
Molecular function (GO): calcium ion binding; serine-type endopeptidase inhibitor activity
Source: RefSeq, a predicted model, not a curated record